Chlamydomonas reinhardtii is the source of this 1172-nucleotide messenger RNA. RefSeq lists its product as uncharacterized. The coding region runs from base 133 to 504 and encodes 123 amino acids. Lineage: Eukaryota; Viridiplantae; Chlorophyta; Chlorophyceae; Chlamydomonadales; Chlamydomonadaceae. Gene Ontology annotation, molecular function: DNA binding. The record is from RefSeq and is a predicted model, not a curated record. The transcript has a single exon.
CAAACAGCACCACCUCACCACAUCAUGCCUCUAGUAACGUACGCCAAGCAGCUGGUGCCCCUGCCGGAGCGGGCGGUGAAGGGGUGGCUCCGCAAGGCCGAGUGGCAGGACCGCGCGGACAAGGGCAACUAAAUGGGUUCUGACAACAGGGACGCUGGUUCCGCCACCAUCAAGGGCGUUACCAUACGGAAGGAGCACGUCGCCUCCACGAAGCGCAACCUGGGCAACACGUACGCCAAGGGCAUGAAGCACACCGCCGCCGCCAAGGCCAAGAUGUCGGCGGCCAAGAAGGGCAAGAAGCACACCGCCGCCACCAAGGCCAAGCUGUUGGCGGCCAUGAAGGGCGUGAAGCGCACCGCCGCCACCAAGGCCAAGACGUCGGCGGCCAUGAAGGGCAAGAAGCACACCGCCGCCGCCAAGGCCAAGAUGUCGGCGGCCAAGAAGGGCAAGAAGCGCACCGCUGUCGCCGCCAAGGUCCCGGCGACCAAGAAGCGGCGUGUCUGAAUGAGCGUUGUGGUGUGGUGGUGGACCAGAUAGACGGGGUUGAACCUUGGGGUGGACAAGGAUGUGGCCAAGUCAACCAACUUAUCGAACGGACGCUUUGGGGGGCAUCUUGGCCCUCCGACAUGAUGGGAUGUCGCCUGCUGGACAGUCAGUGUAAGCGACUCUCGUGCUCCGUCCGGAUCCAUCGGAUGUGUCAUGCCGUUUUAGAGGAACCAGGAGUCUUGUCGGUCUUCCAUCGAGAACCCAGCGCGGCGCCGUCGGCUCUCGGGGCGGUGAACAUGGGCACAAAGUUGGGUGUGCGAUGGCACAGUGUUAAGGCAGGUUGGUGAAGUCCCGUAGGGUGUGUGAUGGGACAGGGUUCAGGCAGGUUGGCGAGGUCCCAUAGGGUGCAGCUGACGGCGAAGUCCCGUAGGGUGCAGAUUCUCAGAUUCCAGCAGAUGGCAAACACUUUGCAACGGCAGGGCAGGAGUACGCGGCUGGUCGAACGCCGGAGUUACUGCACCGACAAGUUGCUGGCUGGCUGGAAGUUGGGGAACGCUCGCGAUGAACACUGCACGUGCAGUGUUGGCGGUGCCAACACUGCACCACGUUGAGUUGAGUGCCUCCGCAGCAGCUGGAAGCUGCGCUGCUUGGCUGUCACACGGAUUUGUGUAGACCUGGGCCAGGCU